AUGACCACUUGUUGCCUAGGAAACGCUGAGCAAAAACAUAAACAAAAGAUGAUGGACUGGGCCGAAGAACUUAAGAUGACAAUAAGGAAGACGACGGCCAGGAAGGGGCGUCGCUCCAAGAGUCGCGAUGUCUUGAAGGAGGAGUCCUUGCAGACAGCAGCUGCAGGCUCCAAGGACAUUUCCAUUGAUAUUACAUUGAAUGUACAGGCCCAGGGCGGAACGCCGCCCUCUACAUCGGAUGCAGGGACUUCGUCAUCUUACAACAAUGAGUUCGAGUCGCAUCGUCCACCCAUCCGACGCAUUUCGGGUGGAUGGGCGGACUCUGGCCUGAAAGGAUUGAAGUCCAAGAAGAACUCGUUUGAUGAUGAGCGUUUUAAGCAAACAAAAUCGGCCACAAAUUCAAUACCAACAGAUGACAUACCCGUUAUACCUGAUAUGGAUGAUAUCAAAGAUGAAAUAAUGCUCAAUGAGAUAGUGGAACCGGCCAAUGUCGGUUCAACACGUUCUGCUGUUUUAAAGGAGGCCAACUCCGAUUUGCUGUCUCAAUACGCCUUCUCUGCCGUGGAUGGCUUUGAUCUCUCUAUAUUAACCGACUGCCUGGUUCCCCAGGAGAGCCUUAAUGAGAAGGACGAUCUCUGGCAGUGGGACAAGCUCUUCACCGAGGUAACAGCCGAAAUCCAUUCGGAUAAAGUGCCUAAUAUAGGCAUGAAGAUCGGACCCGAUGUGGUGCCGCCAACUCAACAUUCUUAAAUGACUUCUUACUCAAAGCAAUUAGUGCAAUAUAAAAUACUCAAUUAGAUGUAAUGUAAUUUAAAAAUCCAUUCAUUAGAUGCCUUAAAUGAUCACAAAUACUCAAUUAAAUUGCGAUUUUAAACUA
Drosophila serrata is the source of this 877-nucleotide messenger RNA. RefSeq names its product intraflagellar transport 43 (gene IFT43). Gene Ontology annotation, biological process: intraciliary retrograde transport. Gene Ontology annotation, cellular component: cilium; intraciliary transport particle A. NCBI's taxonomy places the organism in Eukaryota, Metazoa, Arthropoda, Insecta, Diptera, Drosophilidae. The record is from RefSeq and is a predicted model, not a curated record.